Serendipita indica DSM 11827 is the source of this 1455-nucleotide messenger RNA. Lineage: Eukaryota; Fungi; Basidiomycota; Agaricomycetes; Sebacinales; Serendipitaceae. The record is from the annotation of a GenBank genome assembly.
AUGAUACAAACCCCUGGAGGGUACUGGAACGCGCGCCCUCUCUCGACCGCGACGCCAUACAUCCACGCCCCCGACACUGCAUCCAUUGCAGCUCAACCACAACCACCUGUCAUUCCAGCAGGCAUGACUUCAGCCUCUUGCUAUCGCACACCCACGGCGACUCCAAUCGCUGGAACGACCACCCUCCCGAUGAUGGCUCCGAUGAGCAUACAGCCACAUUCAUCCCAUUCUGAUGCCAUCUUAUUGCCAUCUACGCCGGCGCUUAUGCCUGGUGUUGUCAAUUCUACCUUCACUCCAACUGCUGGAGUCGUUACAGGUGCUCCCAAAGAGGAUGAAAACAAGGACGAGGACGAAGAUGUGGACAGUGAUGAAGAGCCACCAAGGUGUAUCCCUGUAUCGACAAAGACUACCAAGAAACGGCAUUCCGCCCUGCCUUUUGUCAGCCAUGCGACCUCUAUCUCAGGUGCACUCAAGUAUUCAUAUCCAGUGACUCACAACUCUGAUACAUCGAGCCGUAUAUCCGCCGUCGAGGAGUGCUGUGGACAUUGUUUCACCAACUGCAAAUGCAGACCCCGAGCAUACGUGGCAUGCGAUUGCAAGGAAAGAAUGGAAAGGCGGUCACAUCGUGAUGAAGAAUCAAGGUCACGUCGUUCUCAUCACGACGAGCGUGAUCGAGCUUUGGAGAGAAGCAGCGAUAGUGGAAGCAGACGUGGAAGCUCCGAGCUUUCGAGGAGUAUCUACGACCCAUAUGCUAGCACCAUGCUCCCAGCUCCACCGCCCAUCCUUCAACAGGCACCUAAGCCAAAGUCCUUUUUCGACCGCUUUAGAAAGCCACCACCACCAGAGCCUACUUUGGAUGAUUGGGUUCAUAACGCAUUGAUGCACGCACCUACCAAUCCAACAAAUGCUCUUUAUCACUGUCCCAACGGCGUGGCGCUGCACCCUAUCAUCACGUACACCACACUUUCAUGCUUUGAUGUGCUCGAACCGCACUCGUUCCUUCCACCAGAUCUCGUUGCUUGCUUCACCCAUCCAGCAACCUCGCCGCCGCUGCUCAAGAUGGAACUGUUUACCAGACUCCAUUCUCCACCUUUGAUCGUAUUGCACAACUCGUCUGGUGUGACAGUCGGACAGGUCGUGGAAGGUAUCCUCUCGGCAAUGCAGACCUAUGUCUCCGGGAAGGAUGUGGGCAAGUGGAGCCGUGCGCGGUACCACAUCUUGACGCGAUGGUAUUGGGAUAAUCGAAAACGUAUGCCCAAUCUCGCUAGUAAAGAAGGAUUCCUAGUUGGCGAUACGCUCGCGGGCUACACCGUAUUCAGAGGUCUGUUGCCCGUCGUCGCAGCGAGGCAGAUGGACCAUAGCGUUGGGCAUUUACCUUCGUCCGCAUUUUUGGUAUUCUUAGAUAAGAGUUGUGUCAUUCCCGGCCUCAAGGACAUUUUCGAGUUUCCAAGGUAG